GGCGCCCCGCGCCGGGCCUGGCGAGGCCGCUGCGCCGCCGCUGAGGCGGGCCCCGCGCACAGCCGGGCGGCGCAGGUGAGGCCGGCGGCGCCAUGGUGGACCCAGUGGGCUUCGCCGAGGCGUGGAAGGCGCAGUUCCCGGACUCCGACCCGCCGCGCAUGGAGCUGCGCUCCGUGGGCGACAUCGAGCAGGAGCUGGAGCGCUGCAAGGCCUCCAUCCGGCGCCUGGAGCAGGAGGUGAACCAGGAGCGCUUCCGCAUGAUCUACCUGCAGACACUGCUGGCCAAGGAGAAGAAAAGCUACGACCGACAGCGCUGGGGCUUCCGGCGCGCCACGCAGCCCCCCGACGGCACCGCCGAACCCCGUGCGCCCGCGCAGCGCCCGCAACCCGCGCCCGCCGACGGCGCCGACCCGCCACCUGCGGAGGAGCCCGAGACCCAGCCCGACGGAGAGGGAUCCCCGAGCAAGGCCAGGCCCGCGGCCGCCCGCAGGCCCGGGGCCCCCGCGCCCGUCGACCGGGACGACCGGGGGGUCCCCACCAGCGUGGCGGCACUUAGGUCCAACUUCGAGAGGAUCCGCAAGGGCCAUGGCCAGCCCGGGGCGGCCGAUGCGGAGAAGCCCUUCUAUGUGAACGUCGAAUUUCACCACGAGCGUGGCCUGGUGAAGGUCAACGACAAAGAGGUGUCGGACCGGAUCAGCUCUCUGGGCAGCCAGGCCAUGCAGAUGGAGCGCAAGAAGUCCCAGCACGGCGCUGGCCCGGGCCUGGGGGACACUCCCAGGCCCUGUUACCGGGGGCGCUCCUCCGAGAGCGGCUGCGGCCUCGACGGUGACUAUGAAGACGCCGAGCUGAACCCUCGCUUCCUAAAGGACAACCUGAUUAACGCUAAUGGCGGCAGCAGGCCCCCUUGGCCGCCCCUGGAGUACCAGCCCUACCAGAGCAUCUACGUGGGGGGCAUGAUGGUGGAAGGGGAGAGCAAGGGCCCACUCCAGCGCAGCCAGAGCACCUCUGAGCAGGAGAAGCGCCUCACCUGGCCCCGCCGGUCCUACUCCCCUCGAAGCUUUGAGGACAGCGGAGGCGGCUACACCCCGGACUGCAGCUCCAAUGAGAACCUCACCUCCAGCGAGGAGGACUUCUCCUCGGGCCAGUCCAGCCGCGUGUCCCCGAGCCCCACCACCUACCGCAUGUUCCGGGACAAAAGCCGCUCACCCUCGCAAAACUCACAGCAGUCCUUCGACAGCAGCAGCCCCCCCACGCCACAGUGCCAGAAGCGGCACCGACAGGGCCAGGUCGUAGUGUCCGAGGCCACCAUCGUGGGCGUCCGCAAGACGGGGCAGAUCUGGCCCAGUGAUGGGGACAGCUUGUCUGGCAGGCUGCCUCAGGAUGCCACCUUCCAUGGAGAUGCAGAUACGACAUUCGGAACGCCUCCUGGAUAUGGCUGUGCUGCGGACCGGGCCGAGGAGCAGCGCCGACACCAGGAUGGACUGCCCUACAUCGAUGACUCACCCUCCUCCUCACCCCACCUCAGCAGCAAGGGCAGGGGCAGCCGGGACGCACUGGCCUCGGGAGCCCUGGAGUCCACCAAAGCAAGUGAGCUGGACUUGGAAAAGGGCUUGGAGAUGAGAAAAUGGGUCCUGUCUGGAAUCUUGGCCAGUGAGGAGACAUACCUGAGCCACUUAGAGGCGCUGCUGCUGCCCAUGAAGCCUUUGAAGGCCGCUGCCACCACCUCUCAGCCAGUGCUGACGAACCAGCAGAUCGAGACCAUCUUCUUCAAAGUGCCUGAGCUCUAUGAGAUCCACAAGGAAUUCUACGAUGGGCUCUUCCCCCGCGUGCAGCAGUGGAGCCACCAGCAGCGAGUGGGCGACCUCUUCCAGAAGCUGGCCAGCCAGCUGGGUGUGUACCGGGCCUUUGUGGACAACUACGGAGUUGCCAUGGAAACAGCAGAGAAGUGCUGUCAGGCCAAUGCUCAGUUUGCAGAAAUAUCUGAGAACCUGAGAGCCAGAAGCAACAAGGAUGCCAAGGACCAAACAACCAAGAACUCUUUGGAAACCCUGCUCUACAAGCCUGUGGACCGGGUGACACGCAGCACGCUGGUCCUGCAUGACUUGCUGAAGCACACACCCUCCAGCCACCCCGACUACCCUCUGCUGCAAGACGCCCUCCGCAUCUCUCAGAACUUCCUGUCCAGCAUCAACGAGGAGAUCACGCCCCGCCGACAGUCCAUGACCGUGAAGAAGGGCGAGCACCGACAGCUGCUGAAAGACAGCUUCAUGGUAGAGCUGGUGGAGGGGGCCCGCAAGCUACGCCACGUCUUCCUGUUCACUGACCUGCUCCUCUGCACCAAGCUCAAGAAGCAGAGCGGAGGCAAAACCCAGCAGUAUGACUGCAAAUGGUACAUCCCGCUCACGGAUCUCAGCUUCCAGACGGUGGAUGAGUCCGAGGCAGCACCCAACAUCCCCCUGGUGCUCGAUGAGGAGCUGGAUGCCAUGAAGAUGAAGAUCUCCCAGAUCAAGAGUGACAUCCAGAGAGAGAAGAGAGCAAACAAGGGCAGCAAGGCCAUCGAGAGGCUGAAGAAGAAGCUUUCGGAGCAGGAAUCACUGCUCCUGCUCAUGUCCCCCAGCAUGGCUUUCCGGGUGCACAACCGCAACGGCAAGAGUUACACAUUCCUGAUAUCAUCCGACUACGAGCGCGCUGAGUGGAGGGAGACUGUCCGGGAGCAGCAGAAGAAAUGUUUCAAAAGCUUCUCCCUGACGUCUGUGGAGCUGCAGAUGCUGACCAACUCAUGUGUCAAACUUCAGACUGUCCACAGCAUCCCGCUGACCAUCAACAAAGAAGAUGAUGAAUCUUCCGGGCUCUAUGGGUUCCUGAAUGUCAUUGUCCACUCCGCCACCGGCUUUAAGCAGAGUUCAAAUCUGUACUGCACCCUGGAAGUGGACUCCUUUGGGUAUUUUGUGAAUAAAGCCAAGACACGAGUCUAUAGGGACACAGCUGAGCCCAACUGGAAUGAGGAGUUUGAGAUUGAGCUGGAAGGCUCCCAGACCUUGAGGAUUCUGUGCUACGAAAAGUGUUACAACAAAACGAAGAUCACCAAGGAAGACGGCGAGAACACAGACAGGAUCAUGGGAAAGGGCCAGGUCCAGCUGGACCCCCAGGCCCUGCAGGACAGAGACUGGCAGCGGACCGUCAUCGCCAUGAACGGGAUUGAAGUGAAACUGUCAGUCAAGUUCACCAGCAGGGAGUUCAGCUUGAAGAGAAUGCCUUCCAGAAAACAGACAGGGGUCUUCGGAGUCAAGAUUGCUGUGGUCACCAAGAGGGAGAGGUCCAAGGUGCCCUACAUCGUGCGCCAGUGCGUGGAAGAGAUCGAGCGCCGGGGUAUGGAGGAAGUGGGCAUCUACCGCGUGUCCGGAGUGGCCACAGACAUCCAGGCACUGAAGGCGGCCUUUGACGUCAAUAACAAGGACGUGUCCGUGAUGAUGAGCGAGAUGGACGUCAACGCCAUUGCCGGGACUCUCAAGCUUUACUUCCGCGAGCUGCCUGAGCCCCUUUUCACUGACGAGUUCUACCCCAACUUCGCUGAGGGCAUCGCUCUUUCAGACCCUGUUGCAAAGGAGAGCUGCAUGCUUAACUUACUGCUGUCGCUUCCGGAAGCCAACCUGGUGACCUUCCUGUUCCUUCUGGACCACCUGAAAAGGGUGGCAGAAAAGGAGGCGGUGAACAAGAUGUCCCUGCACAACCUCGCCACAGUCUUCGGCCCCACGCUGCUCCGGCCCUCAGAGAAAGAGAGCAAGCUCCCUGCCAACCCCAGCCAGCCCAUCUCCAUGACUGACAGCUGGUCCCUGGAGGUUAUGUCCCAGGUCCAGGUGCUGCUGUACUUCCUACAGCUGGAGGCCAUCCCUGCCCCAGACAGCAAGAGACAGAGCAUCCUAUUCUCCACCGAAGUCUAAAGGCCCAACUCCAUCUCCAAGAGGCCGGCAGAACGGCCUGGAAAUCUCCUAGUGAAACGGGCCAUCCACAAAGCGGGAACCAAACCUUCUGGAGGAGUAAUUGGGCCACCCCCAAGGGCCAGGCCAUCUGCCAAGAGACAGCUAGCUACCCAAGGCAAAAGGCCAAAUGACCUGGGCAGUUCUGGGCCCCCAGCCUGUGGGCCUACGAGCUCUCAGCUGGCCUCAGGCUGUGGUUUUCCAUACCGCCACCAGAGGGCGCCCCAAGUCAGCUCGGCUCAGAGUGCAGGCCUGGCGCGGAACCAGGCAAAGGGAGUGGUUUUUAUGAACUUAACUUACCAGAGUUUAAAAGAUUUCUACUGGAUCACCUGUCAAGAUGCACCCUCUCCGGAGAGAAGGGAAAACGACCAGAUUCCUUCACUAUCGUGUCUUGAAUAAACACUGCUGCUGCUUCAUACCAUGGGGGCCACAGCGCGUCCCUCUGUGGGUGGAGGCACUUAGAUUUCCUUGA
Molecule: messenger RNA, 4449 nt
Organism: Hipposideros armiger (great roundleaf bat)
Lineage: Eukaryota; Metazoa; Chordata; Mammalia; Chiroptera; Hipposideridae
Gene: BCR
Product: BCR activator of RhoGEF and GTPase
Exons: 23
Coding region: 93-3941 (1282 amino acids)
Biological process (GO): positive regulation of GTPase activity; intracellular signal transduction; protein phosphorylation
Cellular component (GO): membrane
Molecular function (GO): protein serine/threonine kinase activity; GTPase activator activity; guanyl-nucleotide exchange factor activity
Source: RefSeq, a predicted model, not a curated record